Messenger RNA from Labrus bergylta (ballan wrasse), 2302 nucleotides. NCBI's taxonomy places the organism in Eukaryota, Metazoa, Chordata, Actinopteri, Labriformes, Labridae. The record is from RefSeq and is a predicted model, not a curated record.
GAUUAGCAGAAGAUGGAUGACUGUGACAGAAUGUUAACAGGCAGAAAGUUCAGUAUUAAUUGAAUCCAGGUGUGUGUGUGUGAGAGAGAGAGAGAGAGAGAGAGAGAGAGCUGGGACUCACCUCAUCGUCAAAAUCAUCUCCGAUGCUGAACAGGCUACUUAACUUGCAAGCCUGCAACACAGGGCCGUUUCGUGGACGAGGAUGCUGGAUCAAUACUGCCGUUUGCUGGCCAUUUGGGGUACUGCAAGUAUCAGCUUGCAUCCUGAUCUAUUAAUACCUACAGUUGUGCUGAAGUUGUGUUCGAGCAACAAUCGUGUGACUGUGUCCACAAAUGAAGGGCAUUUAAUUCGGAGCUCUGUUUGUGAUAUUUAACAUGAAAAGAAAGCAAAACUGGUUAAAAAAAAAAUAAUGAGAGUUUUUGCUUGACCUCUGCCAGGACCCCUGUGACUCCAUGAGGGUGAGUUGAAGCUGAAGGCUGAUCUUUCUCUCAACAGAACAGCCCUAGUGCUAUAGAGAAAAGUCCCUGCUGCUUUACUGCAUGACAAACAGAUUCAACUUACAGCUUGCAUAAAACAAGAAAACGGCCUAACAUACCUUCUACUGUGAUUUGUAGGUGCAUCUUGUCAUAUUCAAAGUAUCAUGUCAAAGGACACAUUUCCGUUCUCUUCCACCUCACUGCGCUCUCUGAGACUGGAACAGGAGUUUCAGGAGUGGGAGGAUGCUCGGCGAUCAUUGGCUCACAGGAGAACCAUGACCAGGGCCCCGCUGCCCCGAGCCCCAAGGCCUCCAACGAGGCAGCAAGGGCAGCGUCUUCAGGAGGUCCGGGCCCCUCCACCACAGGUCCGGUGCAGGGACACUGCGAUCCACAAUACUUUCAUGUGUGGGGAUAUGAAGGGAGUGUAUGCGGUGCUGAAGGACCCUGGGAUGGUCAAUGCCCUGAUGGAAACAGUACAUGAGGAGAUGAUAUGGGCUCCAGAGAUGGGCAUGUGGACGCUGAGCUCCAAGGUGAAACAAACUUCAGCACUACGACUGGCUUCCAGCAGAGGGCACACAGGAUGUGUGGAAGAGCUGCUGUUCAGAGAGGCUGAGGUGAAUGCAGACCCUGGAGGAAGCACAGCUCUCCACGAUGCCUGCGCAGGCGGCCAUACUGUCUGUGUCCAGUUGCUGCUUGGCCACGGAGCAGAUCCUGAAAAGCUGUCUGUAGACGGCAGUGCUCCUCUUCACCUCUGCACCUCUGCCCAGUCAUUCCAGUGUGCUGCGUUGCUGUUGAAAGGAGGCGCAGAUGUCAACGUGAGGAUGAGGGAGUCGAGGCUCACGCCGCUGCACACAGCUGCUCGGCGAGCCCUGGAGGAGCACGUGGAGCUCUUCCUCAGCCACGGAGCCGAUAUAUUGGCCACAAACCAGGAGGGGGAGACCCCUUUGAACGCUGCGUGUUCAGGCGCUGAGAGGCCCUCGGAGGCAGGCCGUUAUUUGCGUGUGAUUCAAAGCCUGUUGGGUGCAGGAGCUGACCCCAGAACUGCAGGCAGGAAGCAGCACACACCCUUGCACAAUGCCUGUGCUAACUGCUGCCCUCGGAUUGUAGACAUCCUCCUGCAGCAUGGAGCCAAGGCAGAUGUGACCAACUGUGCAGGAUACACGCCAAUGGACUGUCUGUUACAGGUGGUUGAAGAUUACCCUGAUCAGCAACCGGAAGCAAUAGCACGGUCACUCCUGAACCAUGGAGCGAAGCCAGUUUUACCAAAGAUGUUGAAGCAGUGUGUCCUCUCUCCUGCCACUCUGGAGGUGAUGUUGAACUCAUAUACAUCCAUCCCUCCCUGUGAUUGGAUGGACUGUCUGAGUGCUGAUAUAUACGAGGAGCGUCGCUCUUUCUUCGACUUGGUGCGCCAGCGGAGCACUCUGCCACGCUCUCUGCAGCAUCUCUGUAGAUGUGCUUUGCGUCUGUGGCUCGGAUCUCGGUGUUAUUCAGCUGUCAGUAAACUGGAAAUUCCCAGCUCUUUAAGGGAUUACCUGCUGCUGUGUAACGAUGGGACACUUCAGUGACUUAUCUUUUUUUUUUUAUCAGUUUAGUUCUUCUUUAAAUUUAGAUCUACUUUUGAUUGCAAUAAAAUGUUGUUUCUUCUGAUAUUUCUAACUUGAGCUUCACUCAUGUUAGCUUUUUUCAAACAGAAAAACCAUGAUGUCGUUGAGUAAGAUAUAAUAUUUCAAACACAAUAUUAACGAAAUGAUAGGCCUACCUAGUUACAAUAUUAAAUACAUGCUUACACACGGGCGGCUGUGGCUGAAUGGGAUUAGUUACUUCUG